This is a messenger RNA of Candidozyma haemuli, 1584 nucleotides long. It is a transcript of the gene NGT1, whose product is annotated as Ngt1p. Bases 1 to 1584 code for a protein of 527 amino acids. The transcript has a single exon. Gene Ontology annotation, molecular function: transmembrane transporter activity. Gene Ontology annotation, biological process: transmembrane transport. The record is from RefSeq and is a predicted model, not a curated record. NCBI's taxonomy places the organism in Eukaryota, Fungi, Ascomycota, Pichiomycetes, Serinales, Metschnikowiaceae.
AUGGCUCCCUCAUCUACGAAAUCCGCCGAUAUAAUCAACGUCGAGCUGUCGCCUACAGAGUCUCAGAUCUCUCCUUCUUCCGAUCUCAAGGUUGAGGUCGAGCAUGAAGAGCAGCACGAGAGUCUGCUGGACAAGCACAUUGACUUGGUUCAUCAUGACUUGAAAGAGUUGGAAAAAUCGGGCUUGUGGUACCACAAGAGAAUCAUUCCUGGAAUCCCUCCAUACUCAAACUCCUUUGUCCAGAUUAUUGUUAUGUCUUUCGUUAUCUUCUUGACCCCAGGUUGUUUCAAUGCCAUCACUGGUAUUGGUAAUUCUGGUAUUUCCGACCCAAAGGUCGCUGAUAACGCUAACGUCGCUUUGUAUUCGUGUUUUGCUACUAUUGGUGCCUUCAGUGGUGUUAUUUGUAACUACAUUGGUGUUAAGGCUUGUCUUAUGUUCGGUGGUACCGGCUACUUUAUGUAUACCGCUUCGCUUUUGGUUUUCCACCAGACUGGAAAUAAAGGUUUCCCUGUAUUCGCUGGUGCUUACUUGGGUGUCUGUGCUGCCUUAACUUGGGCUGCUCAAGGUUCCAUUGUCAUGUCUUAUGCCCUUGAGCACAAGAAAGCUACUGCCAUUAUGGUUUACUGGGUGAUUUUCAACUGCGGUGCCGUCAUUGGCUCCAUUAUUCCUUUGGCUCAAAACAUGACUACUGGUGAUUCCCACGUCAACGCUGGUACGUACGUGGCUUUUAUGAUUUUGAUGGCUGGUGGUGUUGUUUUGGCCGGCUUUAUGCUUCCAAUGGACAAGGUCUACAAAUCUGAUGGUACUAAGGUUAUUGCUAAGAAGUACCCUAAGAUUACCCACGAGAUUAAGGGUAUGUGGAAGGUGUUGAAAACCGAAGGCAAGAUUUACUUUAUGUUCCCAAUGUUCUGUGCUUCUAACUGGUUCUACACCUACCAAUUUAACAACUUCAACGCUGCUCGUUUUAAUGUGAGAACCAGAUCCUUGAACGGUUUGCUUUACUGGCUUACUCAGAUGGUUGGUGCCAUUGUUAUCGGUUUCUUGUUGGACUGGAAGAGAUUCAAGAGACCCAUGCGUGCUAAACUCGGCUGGAUUGUUAUUUUCCUCUUCGGCAUGGCUACUUGGGGCGGAGGAUUGAAGUUCCAAUUGGGUGUCACCAGAGAGAAUGUUGACGACGAUCCUCUUAUUGACUUCCACGACAGCAACUACAUUGGUCCUAUGUUCUUGUACAUGUGCUAUGGUGGUUUCGACGCUAUCUUCCAGUCUUACAUUUUCUGGGUCUUGGGUACCUUCUCCAACAACCCAAAGAAAGUGGCUUUGUACGCUUCCUUCUACAAGUCGUUGCAAAGUGCUUUCAACGCCAUUGUCUGGAGAUUGGAUGCCCAAAAGACCCCAUUCAUGCACAUGUUUGCCAGUUCUUGGGCCUUGGUCGUUGUUUCGAUGCUCAUUGCAGCACCAAUGAUCUUCUUUAAGAUCACUGAGCACACUAAUGCUGAAGAUGAUGACAUUGACGACAUGAUGGAUGACGAGGAAAUCACCACUGUCAGAGAUAAUGAAGAGGCCAAGGACGCCAAGGAGGCUUAA